Cuscuta europaea is the source of this 2201-nucleotide messenger RNA. NCBI's taxonomy places the organism in Eukaryota, Viridiplantae, Streptophyta, Magnoliopsida, Solanales, Convolvulaceae. The record is from the annotation of a GenBank genome assembly.
UACUCUAAUCAAAGCAAUAAACCAGACCAGUUUAGAAGCAAGACAUGUGCAGACACAAAACAUCUGCGCCUCUAAGGCUUUCACACCACAGGAUGACGUCUCUCUCAAUCCACACAACCGGAAACUCCCUCAAACUCAUCCUACCGUACUCACUCCAUUCUCACCGCUCAGCUCAACUUUCUUUCAAGUCCCUUUGCUCUUCUGCUUCCCGCUACCUCACCAAAACCAACAGAGCCGCUCACUCGCGGCGCAGCACUACCCGUCACCCUCCGCCAUCCGGAUCUCCCAGAACCCGCAGAGACAACUACCAAAAACACACCACUACCGUUGAACGCGAUAGCGGUCCAUUGCCUCCGGACGCCAAUAGUCCGCCGGAAGUCAAAAUCGACCUGAUUGGGUUGUGUAAUGAAGGAAAGAUCGAAGAAGCGAUUGGAUACAUUUCACGAGGCUCGCGUCCCAGUUUUCGUGUUUUCGAGUUGAUUUUGGAUUUCUGCACGAAUUCGGGUUCCUUUGAGCUAGGGAAAAGGGUUCAUGAGCUUCUGGUGCAGUCUGAUUACAGUAGCAAUCUCGAAUUGAGUGGGAGACUGGUUGAGGUGCAUGUGAAGAGCCGGGACAUGGUGAAUGCGCGAAAGGUGUUUGAUAGAAUGACCCAACGAAAGUUGGACCUUUGGAAUCUUAUGAUAACUGGGUAUGCGGAAAACGGUGAAGGGGAAAAGGGGCUGCUUCUUUUCGGGCAAAUGAGGAAACUUGAGCCCAACAAACCCACUGGAGAGACAUUCGUGGCAUUAUUUUCUGCUUGUGCGAGUGCGGGAGCCGUACAGGAAGGUUUGUUCUACUUCGAGUUGAUGAAGAAGGGGUUUGGCAUUGUCCCAGGAAUUGAGCAUUAUUUAGGCGUUCUUGAUAUUUUGGGGAAAGCCGGCCAUCUGCCCGAAGCUAUGGAGUUUGUAGAGAACAUUCCCAUAAACCCUACCAUUGAAGUGUGGGAAGCGAUUCUGAAUUUCGCUCGGAUACACGGAGAUAUGGAGCUUGAAGAUCGAGCCGAGGAGAUACUAAUAGGAUUAGAUCCCUCAAGGACUAUAAUAGAUAUGGUCCCUGUUCCAUUGCAAAAGAGACACUCCGAGCUCAACAUGCUUGAAGACAAUAGACGAAUUUUUGCUUUCAAGAAUCCAAGUGCAUACAAGGAAGAGUCAUAUAAUAAGAGUGGGCAACUCAGAGAUUCACUGUAUGUACCAGACACAAGAUAUGUGCUGCAUGACAUUGAUGAGGAGGCCAAGGAGAAGGCUCUGAUGUAUCACAGUGAGCGUUUGGCGAUUGCAUAUGGUCUAAUUAAAACUCCUGCAAGGACAACUCUUAGAAUCAUGAAGAACCUUAGGAUAUGUGGUGACUGCCACAACGCGAUAAAGGUUAUGUCUAAGCUUGUGGGCAGAGAGCUGAUAGUCAGGGACACCAAGCGCUUUCAUCAUUUCAGAGAUGGUAAAUGCUCUUGUAAUGACUUCUGGUGAAAAAAUGGCAUCUGGAGAUUUUGCCUGAGAGUGAUCUAAAACCAAAAUGUGUAUAGUGUGAACCCAUUGCUGUUGUCUGUUGAUAUUUUGUGUUCUUCUGGAGAUGACUAACGUAUUGAAUUGGGUUUCUAGAAAUUUGUUUAUACUGAAAUCCAACCUUUUCAGACUAUCUUGAUGUCCAGAUUUUUUAUGGAAUGAAAGACACCCCUAUACGUAAAAGAGAGCAACAACGGUCAGCACAAUUUUCUAGUAAACCACGGCUGCUCCAUACCACCUCAUUGUCAAACCAAGUCCGGCCGGUUCUGGGUGACUGGGUCCUUGGGGAUGGUGCAUCCUUUUCUAGUAACUAUGGCAAGUAGUAUGAGGCCAUAGCUUAGCCUCUAUGAAGGCCUAAUUCAAAUUGUCAUCAUCAAACAAAGAUUUCACUGACAAUAAAAUUAAUUUCAUCUGAAUGGAUAUUUUGUUAACAUAUUGACUUGAUAAAAUACUAGUAAAAAAUGUCAUAUCGACUAGUAAUAAAAAUAUCUUCAUGGUUGUGAACUUGUGAUUGAACAAAAAAUAUCAUCUCGACUCGUGAUCUAGGAGACGAAUUAACAUGAAUAUGGGGAUUGAAAAAAAUGAUCUCGACUUCUAAUAAAAAUGCCAUCUUUAUUGUCAAUGUCUCAAAAGAGUCGUCUCGAUUGUAGUACGCGAGUUAAC